Messenger RNA from Cavia porcellus (domestic guinea pig), 1349 nucleotides. RefSeq names its product RAS like family 10 member A (gene Rasl10a). Lineage: Eukaryota; Metazoa; Chordata; Mammalia; Rodentia; Caviidae. Bases 405 to 1052 code for a protein of 215 amino acids. The transcript has 3 exons. The record is from RefSeq and is a predicted model, not a curated record. Gene Ontology annotation, molecular function: GTPase activity; GTP binding.
GGGAGCGAGCAGGACGGAAGGAUCCAGGUGCCGAGAGGUAGCGCCGUUGAGGGUCCCGCGCCGGGAGGAGGCGGGACCUCACGGCCCCGCGCUGCCGCCGGUGCCUCCGUUCGCGCUGCGGGCGGAGGCGGUGUCUGCGCGCGGCGCGCCGAGCCUCGUCUUUCCCGAGCUUCGGCGCUCGCCGGAGCUGCCGAUGCGUCCGCCACCGUCUGCCUGCUGUGUUAUCUGACCUCCCUCUCGCCGCCAGUUCCAUCCUCCGGCCUGGUCUCCGCCGGCCUCGGGUGCUCAGGUGGGCAACGACGAGCGCGGCGGGGUCGGAGCACACUGGGCAGAGCGCGCGGGGCGCACGGCUGGGAGCGCACGGUGCGGCGCCGGCCCAUGAGUCUUCCCGGCACGGGCCGGCCAUGGGGGGCAGCCUGCGGGUGGCUGUCCUGGGCGCUCCGGGAGUGGGCAAGACAGCCAUCAUCCGCCAGUUCCUGUUCGGUGACUAUCCCGAGCGCCACCAGCCUACGGAUGGGCCCCGCCUCUACCGUCCCGCGGUGCUGCUCGACGGCGCUGUCUACGACCUGAGCAUCCGCGACGGCGACGGCGACGGCAACGUCGCUGGCCCUGGCCUGAGCCCUGGAGGUCUGGAGGUAGCGGUUCGAGAAGGUCUGGAGGAGCGGCCGGACCCUAAGGACUGGAGCUUGCAGGAUACCGACGCUUUCGUGCUUGUCUACGACAUCUGCAGCCCGGACAGUUUUGAUUACGUGAAGGCCUUGAGACAGCGCAUCGCGGAAACCAGGCCAGCGGGCGCUCCCGAGGCUCCUAUCCUCGUGGUAGGCAACAAGCGAGACCGGCAGCGACUGCGCUUCGGACCUCGGCGAGCGCUGGCCACCCUGGUGCGCAGGGGCUGGCGCUGCGGCUACCUCGAGUGCUCUGCCAAGUAUAACUGGCACGUGCUGCGUCUCUUCCGUGAGCUUCUGCGCUGUGCUCUGGUGCGCGCACGCCCUGCGCAUCCUGCCUUGCGCCUGCAGGGGGCUCUGCACCCAGCACGUUGCAGCCUCAUGUAACCAGAAUCGACGAUUGCUGAGCUUCACCCAGAUUGGACAAGGAAAUUCCUGACUGGAUAAGGAAUGCUUUCACUCAGUCUUGGGGGCGAGGGCCUCACUCUGAACUUCAAUGAACAUAGCCCAGCUUCAUGCUUCAAUGGACAAAGAUAACACGUUUCUGGGACCUCAUCAGGUCAGGGUCCUACUGGAUGGAAACAGCCGAGUCCGAUGGGAAGCACUCAGACUGCCUCUGGCACUUCAUUGGACACACACUAAGCUACGCCUCUUGUGAGGUAAUAAACAACUUAAGUUAUUGCA